AGAAGAAGAGGGAGAAAGAAGGGAUAAGACGAGAGGGAGAGGCAGAGGGAAGAGGGGAGAGAAAGCGAAGAAUAAACGGUGGAUGGAGGCAGCUCGGACCGGGGCUACGGAGCGCUCUUCACCGACGAAGAAGAAGAAGAACAGCAGCAGCGGGGGGGAGGAGAGAUGGAGGCGAAAGGCAGAAACAUACCCUCAGACAUCAGUUUCCUUCCCCGCCCAGCGCUGGUGUGGUGUGAGCGGGGCAUCCAGGUUCUGCUGACCACCAUGGGGGCGUUUGCGGCCUUUGCCCUGAUGACGGUGGCCAUCGGUACAGACUACUGGCUGUAUGCCCGCGCCUUCAUCUGCAACAGCACGGCCAACUCUUCCCAGGAUGAGUCCAACAAUAAAGACAAGAAGGACCCUGGGGCACUCACCCACUCUGGCCUCUGGAGGAUCUGCUGCCUGGAAGGCUUGAAGCGAGGUGUGUGUUCCCAGAUCAAUCAUUUCCCAGACGAUGCAGACUACGACCAAGAUGCUGCAGAGUAUCUGCUGCGUGUGGUGCGAGCCUCCAGCAUCUUCCCCAUCCUCAGCGCCAUACUGCUCCUGCUGGGUGGAGUGUGUGUCGCUUCCAGCGGCUUCUACAAGAGCAAAAGGAACAUCAUUCUUGGUGGAGGGAUUCUAUUUGUAGCUGCAGGCCUCAGCAACAUCAUUGGAGUGAUUGUGUACAUCUCGGCAGCACUGAGCGACAUCUCCCCCAAGAAAGAUGAGGACAAGAAGUGGCACUACUCUUACGGCUGGUCCUUCUACUUUGGCGGCCUGUCCUUCAUCCUGGCCGAGAUGGUGGGUGUCCUCGCUGUCAACAUCUACAUAGAGAAGAACAAGGAGCUGCGCUGCCGCUCACGCACCGACCUCUUCAAGAGCACCACACACGCCAUGCUGCGGCUGCCCAGCUACCGCUUCAGACGGCGCUCCCGUUCCAGCUCACGCUCAACCGACCCGCCACGCUCACAGGAGACCUCGCCCAUCGGCACCUCCAAGACCUUCAGCCUGCCGCCCUCUGCCCCACCCUUUUCUGUGGCCACUCUGCCCAACCCACACCACACCAGCAGCGGUGGAAGUGGAGGAGGUGGUGACAUCUCCAUGUACACCCUGUCGAGGGACUCCAAGCUGGGGAGCCUGGGAGGAGGCGCCCCACCUCUCUACGGCACUGUGGACCGCGCUACCUUGUACCAGCUUCACAACUACUUCCCUAAAGAUUCCAGCGGCAGUGGAGGAGGAGGAGGAUCAGGAUCAGGAGGAGGAGGAGCCGUGAUAAGCAGUGGCACACUCCCAUCUCACUCCAAGUCCAACUUGGCAGCAGCAGCGGCUGUCGCCCAGAACGCAGCACCGCUGAAUACCUCCACAUCAGCCGCCUCAACAGCUCAGACGGCUCCGAUAUCCACAGCCACCAUGGAGAGGGACAGGGGCAACAUGGGAACCCUGGACCGACUGACAGCCAAAAGGGACAGGGAUAGCAACUCAGAUACACUUAACAGGAAAACUACGCCAGUUUAAAACUAAACCUCGGAUAAGAGGGAGAGAGCGUUGAAAUGAAAGAGAUGUUAGAGAUAUCUGAGUUGACAGAGAGGAAGAGUAGGGCUGAAAAUGUGUGGGUGACACUUCAGCGGUAAUGUUUCUGUCCUUGAGCCUGGGGUAUCUAGCUGCCAUAAUUAAUUACCAAUAUCAUUAACAGUCAUAGAGCACCUGAUAUGAUGUGCAAAUUCAUGACAACUGCCUUAAAAUGGUCAUGACUUUAGCAUCAAUGCCUUGUUUGUAAGUUAAUUAUACAGCAGUGGUGCAGUGGAGGCCUCAGUACAAAGAAAUUGUUUUGUCAUUGUUGUACAAAAUCACACACACAACUGGGGGCUUCCCAGUACAACCAGUCUCCUGGUGCAGUAGUUGGGGGUUAAGUGCCUUGCUGAGGAGGCAGGAGAGCUCAGUAGUUACUCACUCUCCCCCUCUACAUUCUGUCAGCUGCUGUGGGGGUUUAAACUACAACUUCACUUUAACAAGAAAAAUGUUAAAAGAAUACCUCACCCCCAAAUGAUCAUUUGUAUAUCAUUUACUCACCCUGUGUUACAUUGAAUUUGUGAAGAAAACUUCUUUUUCCCCUGCAUUUCUCCACAGCAAACAAAGAAUCCAGAAACGAAGAACAUCCCUGUUGAAUCUAAGUAAUAGGGGUCCAGGUAUAGCAACAGCAAAACUAUAUCAAAACAUCAGUUUACAAACUCAAACACAACUUGUGAAGUAUAAUCCAAAGCCCCUUUCCCACUUGCCAAAACAAAACCACUAACACUAAAAUCUGGCUUAUAUUUGCUUUUCACUCCCAGGACAAAUGACUCUGCAGCAGUCACAGUAUUUAUGAGCUCCAGCUAAUGACAAGCCACCACAAAAUACUGUUCAUGUCCCAGCAGCGCUCAAACAUCAUUUUAAAAUAGCCAGCACCAAGUUCUUUACUGGCCUCUAAACUGCUUUCUACCGUUUACUAACCCUGUUUAUCUUGACGUGAAACAUGCCACACGAGCAUAGGUGCAGAUUUCAGAGGGGACAUGCCCCCCUUAAUAUUUAGGACAUGUGCAUUUGUACCCCUCCAUAAAAAGCAGAUGACUUUUAUUUUGACAAAAUAAAAGACAUUUACAUCAUAAAUUGCAGAAAGGGCAUGAAUUCAAAAAAUGAAACUUCACCAGAACGCAGGAAAUUAAGAAUUUGAUGUUACAAAAUUUUCUGGCAGAGGACUCCUAAACCCUCUGGUACAAGUCUCAUUCAUCCACUCAUAUACUCAGUACUUCCCAAACAGAUAGCCCUUUCCAACAGGCAACUGAACCAAAAGUAAAAUGUAUCUGUGCUCUCCUCAAAGCCAGACUCCAAUUGACAAAACAGUAAGUUCAACUUGCUAAACACUCGAGAUGCUGGUUUAACACUGUCUCGAUCUCAAAAGUGUUAAAAGAGACAUGGAUUAUACUCCACGAGGAGCAUGAGACUUUGUACAUGGAUGUUUUGAUAUUGUUUUGCUGUUGUUAAACCUGGACCCCUAUGACUUCAAUUCAUCAAGAAUUCUCUCAGUUGUUGGAUUCUUUCUUUCACUGUGGAGGCAUGCGAGAAAAAAAAGUUAUAUUCAUGAAUUUGUUGUGACACAGGGUCAGUAAUUCAAAAUAAAAAUGGUCAUUUGAGGGAGAACUAUUCCUUUAAUAUGCUUUGAUUUUGUGAUUUGUAAGUCACAAGACUUAUUUAUUCUCCUAACUGAAUCUGGUUAAAAAGUGAACAUUUUCACACAUCUUCACAUGAAGUUUGAACUUAAGCACUGAGGCAUCUUUUCACCUGCAAACCACCACACCAGUACUUUCUGGUAUUCAAAAACACUUUAAAGCAUCAUAAGUAAUAUGAUUAAUAAAGUGGCCAGAUGGUGUAACUACAAUUCUCUGUUUUAAGAAGAACAGAGAGCCACAGACGGGUACAUUCAGCCAAGUAACAAGCUGCUCAGUGAUGAGUUGACUGCCAAUUCAAGGUCAACAGUAGCUACUUAACCUCUGGUCCCAAGAGAGUGACCUCAGCCAUAUCUAUCCUACUGACACACACACACACCAGAUGAGGCUGACACACUGUGAGCCUAUUUAUUUUUCAUUGUGUGUCAAAGGUAAUAGCAGUGACAGAUGGGCAUUCUCCACACUCCUAGAGAAAGGCACAGCCAUAGACUUCAAGCUUCACUCUGUACGCCUCCGUUACACCACUGCCAGUUGUCACAGUCUGGUCAAAUACUGCAACAAAUGUCCAUCUAAACAAGUAACUUCAUCUGACUUUAAAUUCCUUGAGUCUUUGUUCUAACGUGUGAGAUAUUUGCUGAGUUCUGGCCAAAUGGAAAAAGACUGCUCCUCUUGUUUCAAGAUAAUGUCCCAUAUUUCCUGUUUCAAUUCCAGUUUUGGCCCUGAGUAAAUCUCCCCUCUUGUGCAAAAAAUAGCAACAUUAAGAGGUUUUUGAAACAUUUACAGUGGCUUGUAAUGGACACGAAUAUGAGAGUGGCUACUGUUUAAAUUUUAGAUAAAGGGCCCCAGUCAAUGUUGGGUGGUUGGUGAGUGUCUGUCGCCCUAGUUUUGUCAGUGUGCCCCACACCUUUGGCAGUAGUCAGCCCCUGAUGACUUUUUUUUGAGUGAGUCAGCAUGUUGAGUCGGCAUCAAAGAUGGCAGAGAUAAUCGCUGAGAGAAAUCACUUGAUAGUUCAGCUCAGUGAACGAGAAGAGAAACAGCAAAACAAUAGCUAAAGUCAAGAGGGUGUGAGACCAAAACAAAUGUGUUUUAUGAGCUUAGAUCAAGUUUUUAGCCAUUAAUUUAUUUAGCAGUAACAGUUCAUGCUUGUUUGUGUUAUUGUUCGGUAGCGUACGGUAAAUACUCGUUGUUCUUUCAACACUAAGUUGCUUUGUUAAUGGGCUAACUGGCUAACUAGCAUCUUAAAUCCAUCCUGUCUGUAUCCCGGUUUCCUUUUUCAAAUGACAGAUACACACUACCGCCACCUUUUGGUGUGGAGUUAUUUUCUCUCACACAAGUGCAGAACAAAAAUGCAAGCUGGCCAUUGGCUGUAGUCUUUGCGGUGUGUUCAAGUGCAACUUUUUAACCAAGACACAUGUGAUGCGAUGUGAGGUGACGCAACAGUUGGACUUUAUCACUACUAGUUAAUUGAUGUCGGCUUGGUGUAGCUGGUCCUUAACAGCUCUAAUUAGAGCACAGCUUCAACAGAAAUGCCUUGCAAACAGUUAAAAAAUAAUAUUGCAAGCUUGAAAACUACAUUUGCUGCGAAGUCAGUCACUCGUAAAUUGCACUAACCCUCAUUUGCAAGCAAGUAAAAAUGCCAAUAGUUAAGCUUUCCUUUGGGAAAAUGAUUUCACUGGUAUUGAUAGACCGCACUUUACAAUUGCUGCUGAUGAAUUAUGGUCAUUUUGUGUCAUCAGACAGUAAAAAUGUAGUUAAAUGCACCUUUAAAGUCGAUGGAAGCACUUGAAAAGAUGGACUUUUUUUGUACCCUUAUGUGAUGUUUAAUUGCCAAAAUUGAUUCCAGGGAUUUUAUGACUGUUGAUGAAGAUGUUCUGAUACCGGAGGCUACAAGGCAGCAUACGUUGAGUGUUCCUGCAAAGGGCUGCAACCACAGGCAACAGGGUGGGGGUCAAUUCAGUUUACACUCAGGGGGUGAAGUUUUAAAUAGAACUUAGAUCAAAAGUUAAACAUUUUAAUCGUGUUACUCCAAUAUGAGAUAUCAACAAUUUUAACAAAUAAAGUUCCAGACUUAGUCUUAAAAUGUACUACAAAAGUAAAGCACAUCAUAAGUUGUGAAUUAUAUCAUUAGAAUUUCUAACAAUCAUAUCUCCAGUGCUGUAACAUUUUUGAGGCCAAGAUUUCAAGGACAUAAAAGAAAUUGUGUAAUGGAUGUACUUUGUAACAUUUUGGACUGAAACCACUCACAUGUCCAAAAUCUGACUAUUGCUGAACUUUAAAUGCACUCCUGGAUCAGCUUCGAUUGCAAAAUGAAUUCAACCCAACCCUGGUUGACGACAAGUCGGAGGAGGAGGGAAAGAGAAAAGAGCACAGCAGCUAGCUUCGGUUCCCCUUCCCUCCGUCUCUCUUUUAGCUAUAACUAUAUACUAUUUCACAAACUAGAAUAAUAAAUGUAUUAUUGAGUAUAUUAUCGAUCCAUUGACGUCAACAAAAGCACAUAAUGUCUGUAAAUGGUAAUCUUUGGGUUGUCUUUUCAUUCUGAGUGACUGAUUAUCAUCUCUAGGUUACAUGAGAUUGUAACUCCUUGAGUAUUAAUAUCAUGUUGCUGGUGUUUCUAUGAUCGUAAUGGUUAUUGCAGGGUAUUUAUACACUUUGAAAUCUUUUUCUUUUUGUAUUUUUUUUAUAUUCAUUUCAAGGACUUUUAAAUUUUCUUUCUCUUGCUUAUGUACACUUACGUCAGUGGUGUCACGUGGAAAGCAUGUGCACAAACAUAAGAGGGUGUGUAAUGUGUAAGUUCAUCUCUAGAUCGUUUUCAUGAUUUCAUUACAUUUGUUUGUACAGGGAGAGUUGACUGAGCGUGCAUGCUCUUUUUCAGCAACACCCUGCCUCACCUUUACUCACACAUUUACACUGGCACCUACCCAGUAAAACCAGUUUGCGACUGGUUACUGAGCAGCUCUCCUGGAAUAAAUGGGGGCUACGUGCCUUGCUCAUGGGCA
Messenger RNA from Epinephelus lanceolatus (giant grouper), 6217 nucleotides. RefSeq names its product calcium channel, voltage-dependent, gamma subunit 8a (gene cacng8a). The record is from RefSeq and is a predicted model, not a curated record. Gene Ontology annotation, cellular component: AMPA glutamate receptor complex; postsynaptic density membrane. NCBI's taxonomy places the organism in Eukaryota, Metazoa, Chordata, Actinopteri, Perciformes, Serranidae. Gene Ontology annotation, molecular function: channel regulator activity; voltage-gated calcium channel activity. Gene Ontology annotation, biological process: transmission of nerve impulse; regulation of AMPA receptor activity; positive regulation of synaptic transmission, glutamatergic.